UAGGCAGGUGAAUCAGGCUGCACCCCAGCAAGCGAGAGGUGUCAGGGCUUACUCCACGGCCAUGGCCACGGCCACCACCAUGCAUAGGAAGUCCUGGGAGCUGGGCCUGCUGCUUCUGUUGGGGCUGGGGUCCCAGGGCACCCUGCCCCCACCCUGUGACAGCCAGAUUUACUGCCACGGGGAGCUCCUGCACCAAGUUCAGAUGGCCAAGCUCUACCAGGAUGACAAGCAAUUUGUGGACAUGCCGCUGAACUCGGCUCCAGACCAGGUUCUGCAGCGCUUCCGCGAGCUGGCCGCCACCCACAACCAGAGCAUCCCAGAGCAGCUGCGAGCCUUCAUCCAGGAGCACUUCCAGGCCGGGGGGCAGGAGCUGCAGCCCUGGACUCCUGAGGACUGGAAAGACAGCCCCCAGUUCCUACAGAAGAUCUUGGACCCCAAGCUGCGAGCCUGGGGAGGGCAGCUACACGAGCUCUGGAAGAGACUGGGAAAGAAGGUGAAGCCCGAGGUCCUCAGCCACCCGGAGCAGUUCUCUCUCAUCUACGCAGCACACCCCUUCAUCGUGCCUGGGGGGCGCUUCACCGAAUUCUACUACUGGGACUCCUACUGGGUGAUGGAGGGGCUGCUCCUCUCCGAGAUGCCCCAGACGGUGAAGGGCAUGCUGCAGAACUUCCUGGAGCUGGUGCGAAUCUAUGGCCACGUCCCGAACGGGGCCCGCGUGUACUACCUGCAGCGGAGCCAGCCCCCGCUCCUGACCCUCAUGAUGGACCGCUACGUGAGCCACACCAACGACACGGCCUUCCUCCGGGACAGCAUCGGGACCCUGGCCUUGGAAUUGGACUUCUGGACGCAGAACAGGACCGUCUCUGUGAGCUCGGGGGGGAAGAGCUACGUCCUGAAUCACUACGCCGUCCCUUAUGGGGGACCCAGGCCAGAGUCCUACAGCAAAGAUGCCGAGCUGGCAAACACGUUGCCGGAAGGGGACCGGGAGACCCUGUGGGCUGAGCUCAAGGCUGGAGCUGAGUCUGGCUGGGACUUCUCUUCACGGUGGCUCGUUGGAGGCCCAAACCCCAAAUUGCUCAGCAGCACCCGGACCAGCAAAUUCGUGCCUGUUGACCUCAAUGCCUUCCUGUGCCAGGCAGAGGAGCUGAUGAGCAACUUCUAUUCCAGCCUGGGGAACAGCGUCCAAGCCACAAAGUACAGAAAUAUGUGGCAACAGCGCUUGGCUGCCAUGAAGGCCAUCCUGUGGGAUGAGGAGAAAGGUGCCUGGUUUGACUAUGACCUUGAGAACAGAAAGAAGAACCUAGAGUUUUACCCAUCCAACCUCACUCCUCUCUGGUCUGGCUGUUUCUCUGACCCAAACGUCGUGGACAAGGUUCUGAAAUAUCUGGAGGACAGCCAGAUCUUGACCUACCAGUACGGGAUCCCGACCUCUCUCCAGAACACAGGCCAGCAGUGGGACUUCCCCAACGCCUGGGCCCCCCUGCAGGACCUGGUCAUCAGAGGUCUGGCCAAGUCUCCCUCACCUCGGGCCCAGGAAGUGGCUUUCCAGCUGGCUCAGAACUGGGUCCGAACCAACUUUGAGGUCUACUCCAGAGACUCGGCCAUGUAUGAGAAGUAUGACAUCAGCAAUGGUGGUCAGCCAGGUGGUGGAGGGGAGUACGAGGUUCAGGAGGGCUUUGGCUGGACCAAUGGAGUGGUCCUGAUGCUCCUGGAGCGCUAUGGUGACCGGCUGAGCUCGGGCAGCCAGACAGUUUUCCUGCAGCCCCACUGCCUCGUGGCUGCCCUUCUGCUCAGCCUCCUGCUCGGCCCCCUGCCACAGUGAUGGGACUCCUUGUCCCGUGGGCCUCAUUAAACUUCUGUGUGAUUCCCUACCUUCUCCUGCCUCUUCAUCCUCCAUCUUCCACCCCCAGCCAGUCCUGGGGAGAGUCCCAGAAGUCAUGGGUUAAGACACGUGUCCCU
Nyctereutes procyonoides (raccoon dog) is the source of this 1959-nucleotide messenger RNA. RefSeq names its product trehalase (gene TREH). The record is from RefSeq and is a predicted model, not a curated record. Gene Ontology annotation, biological process: trehalose catabolic process. NCBI's taxonomy places the organism in Eukaryota, Metazoa, Chordata, Mammalia, Carnivora, Canidae. Gene Ontology annotation, molecular function: alpha,alpha-trehalase activity.